Messenger RNA from Quercus robur (English oak), 2432 nucleotides. RefSeq lists its product as uncharacterized. NCBI's taxonomy places the organism in Eukaryota, Viridiplantae, Streptophyta, Magnoliopsida, Fagales, Fagaceae. The record is from RefSeq and is a predicted model, not a curated record. The transcript has 13 exons. The coding region runs from base 756 to 2330 and encodes 524 amino acids.
GCUCUCCUUCUCAAAAAAAAAAAAAAAAGAUUUCAAGCGCUCCGAUCUACGCUCCAUCCGAUCUACGAUCUGACCCCUCAUCACCUCCGUCCGAUCUGACCCCUCAUACGCUCCAUCCGAUCUACUCUCCAUCCGAUCUGACCCCUCAUCACCUCCGUCCGAUCUGACCCCUCAUCACCCUCCAUCUCCGACCUCAACCCUCACCCUUCAUCCGAUCUCAACCCUCACCCUCCAUCCGAUCUCAACCUCUUUGUCCGUCACCCUCCAUCCGAUCUAAAUUUCACCCAUAACAAAACUCCGCCGACCCCGACGCCGAGAGAAACCCAUAACAAAACUCCGCCGACCCCGACGCCGAGAGACCAGCCCAGCGCCGACGACCCCAACGCUGACAAGGCCGAACUCUCAUACCCAUCGGCGACCCAUACCCAACGCCGCCGAGCCCAUCGCCGACAAAGCGGUACAAGAUGCACCGUUGCCACAGAUAUCCUCUUGCUACUUGAGGGUUAAGUACUUGGAUCACAACCAGUUGACAGGGAGAAUUGACGCAGUCUUCUAGAAACAUCCUUUCUUGAAAGAAUUGUGCUAUCAGUUCCGGCUGGCUGGUUCAGUGUAGACAUCUGCGAAGAUAAAUUUUCAGCACAUUUCUGGUGCUGUUAUGAUAUACUAAAGGUGCAAACAGUAAACAAGCCGUGUGCAAAUUUCAUCCAGACUGGGCAUCAAAAACUGACAUUCGCUACCAGUUGUUAGACGCAGGAAUGGGUAAGAAACGCCGAUUGCCAGUUGUAGAAGUCGGCGAAGGACCCUCGAGUUCACGACAGAGAGGGGAGGAGCUGCAAGCCGCCCAUACUAGUGAUGCUGGGUCACAACCCACAGGAAAGGCGAGGGACCAUCCAUUGACAAUUGUGCAAGUUGGCCAAGGUUCAUCACGCUCACGAGACAUCAUGCAGGAGGAGUUAAGGGCCGCCUAUGAUGCUGAGCACGCAAGAUGGGAGGAAGGAGAUGAUUAUGAUGAUGAUGAGACACAGCCGCCUUCUGCAGACGAUUUGGUCCAACAAACCGCACCAUCCAAUGAUGGGCGUGCAGAAGAUUCAGUUCGGGAAUCCCCAAUAUCCAAUAAUAUAAAUAAAAAACGUGGAAUAACGCUAAUGCAGCGUAUAUGGGCUCUUCCACCGAACAAGAAACUUGUAUGUGGGUUAAAUGGGAGCAAGCAACCGGUUGGGGAAAGCGGGCAAACAUUCAAAAGGUGGUUGGGCACCUUAUGCAUCUGCCGCAACUAUUGCCCACUUAUGCCUGCUACUUGGACGCAUGUCGACCGUAAAUGCAAAGAAGACGCUUGGGUAGAGAUAGAGAAAAAAUGGAUCAUUGACCCAGAGAUUAUUAGCCCAGCUAAUCAAAUGAACUGGGCAAUGCAUUUAUUAGGAGAGUUGAGAAGGAACCGAAGAAGUAAGUUAAAAAAAAAAUGCUACCCAAAAGAUGCGUUAAAAGAAGAUGUUUAUACUCGCAAACCAGAGUGGGCUGACGAGCAAGACUACCGCGCACUAGUUGACUAUUGGUUUGAUUCUAAAACAAAGGACUUAGUGGAUACGAACAAGAGAAGUCGUUCGUUUCAGACGGAUAUAGCGAGGACAGGGCCUAUUAGUUUUGCACAAACUGCUGACAAUAUGGCAAAAGAAAACGGCCAAGCAGUGGAGCGUGCAGAUGUUUUCAUAAAAGCAUACUGCACGAAAGAUGGGACUCCUAUUAGUAAUGUAGUGCGAGACAAGAUUGAUAAAAUGAAAGACAUUUUAAACAACGGGGGCAAGCUAGUAGGAGACCAUCGCGAUGGAAUUCUCUGGGCAAAAGAUGAUGCGUUCGCUCAAGUGAUGGGCAAAGAACGUUCUGGACGUGUCCGUGGGGUCGGUUUUGGACCAACCCCAUCAGGAAGAAGUGGGUCCAACCUUCCAUGUGUGCCUGCGCCGUCGUCCACUGAAACGGUCCAACGAAUGAUUGCAUUGGAAAAUUCGAUGAGGGACCAACUUGCUGACUCAGAGCAAAGGCAUCAGCAGCAACUGGCCGAAGCACUGGCUGAAGCAAAGCGGGAGUCAGAUGCACGGCAUGAGCAGCAACUAGCCGAAGCACUAGCCGAAGCAAAGCGGGAGUCAGAUGCACGGCAUGAGCAGCAACUGGCCGAAGCAAUGCGCGAAUCAGAAAGACGGCAUCAGCAGCAGCUGGAUGAAACAAAGCGGGAAAUGGCCGAUGCAAAGCGGAGAAUGGAUGAAAUGGUAGCCUUCUUACAAAAGAAUGUCAUCUCAAGCAUAAGCGGUUAUUCAGGUAAUAGCGCUACAUCAUAGUGAGGACUCUUUGUGGACUCUCCAUGUAUAAUUGUUUGGAUAUUCGGAAUAUUGUAACUUUGUGGAUAUUGAAAAUAUUGUAAACAUGUAUAUAGUUGUUUG